AUGAGCUUCUUCGUGAGCCGCGUUCUGCCGGUAGGCUUUGCCAUCGGCUUUGGUAUCUGGAACGGAUAUUAUGCAUUCAACCCAGUCCUGAAGGAGCAAUUGGAGAAGAAGAACGACCCGGCACUGAGAGGUGGACAAUCAUCACCAGCAACGGCGCAGCCACCUGACAACACAUUACAGCAGCCUACCAGCUCACGAUCGAAACCCGCCUAG
Messenger RNA from Microdochium trichocladiopsis, 213 nucleotides. RefSeq lists its product as uncharacterized. The coding region runs from base 1 to 213 and encodes 70 amino acids. The record is from RefSeq and is a predicted model, not a curated record. The transcript is spliced from 2 exons. NCBI's taxonomy places the organism in Eukaryota, Fungi, Ascomycota, Sordariomycetes, Xylariales, Microdochiaceae.